Phlebotomus papatasi is the source of this 3366-nucleotide messenger RNA. It is a transcript of the gene oc, whose product is annotated as homeotic protein ocelliless. Gene Ontology annotation, molecular function: DNA-binding transcription factor activity, RNA polymerase II-specific; RNA polymerase II cis-regulatory region sequence-specific DNA binding. Gene Ontology annotation, biological process: regulation of transcription by RNA polymerase II. Lineage: Eukaryota; Metazoa; Arthropoda; Insecta; Diptera; Psychodidae. Bases 149 to 1387 code for a protein of 412 amino acids. The transcript has 4 exons. The record is from RefSeq and is a predicted model, not a curated record. Gene Ontology annotation, cellular component: nucleus.
AUACUCAUUUAAAAAAAAAAACAGCCACAAAGUGAUUCCGAACGUGGCUCGAUCACCAAUUAACGGAAAUACUGUACGGAACGUUUUAUCCGACGAAGCGGCGGUUAGAAACAACUUUACCGUGGCGCUCCAUUCAACAGAAGCCCUGAUGGCGGGCUUUCUCAAGUCUAGUGACUUGGGACCUCAUCCACACACCUACGGAACACCGCACCCCCAUCACGGUCACCCCCAUGGACCCCUACCACCCGGAAUGCCCAUGGCUUCCCUAGCACCCUUUGGACUACCACAUGGACUGGAGGCGGUCGGAUUCCCCCAAGGUAUGUGGGGUGUAAAUCCGCGAAAGCAGCGAAGGGAGAGAACAACCUUUACGAGAACGCAACUCGAUGUCCUGGAAUCACUUUUUGGAAAAACCCGCUAUCCGGAUAUUUUCAUGCGGGAAGAAGUGGCGCUUAAGAUUAAUUUACCAGAAUCGAGAGUUCAGGUAUGGUUCAAGAAUCGAAGGGCUAAGUGUCGUCAACAAUUGCAGCAUCAACAAUCGACAACAAACCUCAACAAUAGUUCAAAAUCAACAAAUAGUUCAAGCAACUCGUCAAAUUCAACGGCGAGACACAACAACAGCAACAGCACCAAUCCGACCACAACAUCAAGUGGAACAUCGAAUAGCUCCAAGACGACGUCGUCGACGGCCAAAACAACAUCGAUUAGCAAUCACAAGCACACACAGCCAAGUCAACCACAACAUGGUACGAAUGCUGCAAGUGGUUUGGGAACAGUUGCCGGUCACAAUUCAUCUCCCAUCUUGCCAAUAACCCCCUCAACGUCCGUCAGUCCGCCGAUUAAUGUGAUCUGCAAGAAGGAAGUACCGUCAUUUCAUUCAUCUUCUGGAUCUCUGGGUACCGGAGGUGAUAGCCUGAAGACCGGAUCGACGGGAUACGAUGUGCUAAAAGAUGCCGAAAUGGGACUAUCGGUGGCUCAUCAUGCCAGUCCCUAUGCCAAUAUCAAUGCACGCCUUGGACAAACCGGAGGCAACCUAACACCACAUGGAUCUAGUUCAUCUGUUAUCACAACACCUUCGCCACCGAUAACACCACAAUCUGCCGCCCAUCAACCACCGUUGUCGUAUGUGCCACAUCAAGACUACAACUUCUGGCACAAUCAGUACAAUCAGUACCCCAAUAACUACAACACACCCUCGUAUUACACACAGAUGGACUACUUCAACAACCAAAGUCAGGCCAACUACAACAUGGGCCAUACAGGCUAUGCUGCAUCAAACUUUGGAUUGACUUCGGGAUCUGGAUUGGGCGGACCCAUGGGAGCUCAGACCUUCUCACCAAAUGGUCUCGACUACAUGAGUCCGCAGGAUAAGUACGUGAAUAUGGUCUAGGAGCAGGUGAACCAUGAAGUGGAGGAAGACGAAGAUGAUGCUGCUGAGUGUGACUUUACGUCAACUGACUUUACAUCAACUGCAUCACCUACGUCACUCUUCAAGAUCAAGCCACCACUUCAUCAUCACAAAUCCUUAUUCAAGAGGCCAUCAAUCAAUUUGUCCCGAAGUGGACACGACUAUGAUGACAGUUAGUAGAGAAUUCUGAUAGAGUCUCUUCAUUUGCCGCUACCCAAGUCCUAGAUUAUUCUAACAUGGUUUUUCUUCUUCGUGAGAAAGAUUUAUAAAACAAAAGAAAAGAGAGAUAAGACACCCAUAGCUCCUUUGCUAAAAACGAACUACCCCUCCUCCUGAGAUAUUUAUCGAUGAAAUAUCUUGAUAAGACAGCGACGAAAGGAAUCUUAUCUCAAAGUUUACUUGCAAUGUUUAAGUUUUUUUGCUGAACCAACACCUUCCAAACUUACCAAUCUUGGAAGUGACUUGUUAAUUAUUUUCUGACGAAACAAACACUACAUGUAUCGAGACUAGUUAGGGCUCCGUUCAGUAAUAUAACCUUUCAAAGAGACAAAGCCACUACAAAGCUACUACAAAGCCAAGCCAAACUUAUUCGAAAAUCUACCGGAAGCCUAGAGUGCAAGUUCACGUACUCGCCGCUUUAGCGCUGAUUGUUCUGUCUUCUUCUUCUUCUAUUUUAUGUAAGGCUUUUGGACUCACUCAGCUCCAUAAAGCAAAUUGUCUCCUCAAAAUGAAACUGUUCUAACUGCAUUUUCUUCGUGUAUGCAAUCGUAGCAUACGACGCUUCAUGAUGCGUCAUUAGCAACAAAUGCUGAUACAAAUUAAAUGCACUUAGGACAGUUUCAUUUUGAGGAGACGAAAUUGUUCUGUCAUUUCGAAUUUCGAUAUUUUUGACACUUCAAUUGUCAACAUGUCACAAGAGUUUGCAAACUUUUGCUUGGUAUGGACCCGAGUGAGUCCGACAGCCUUACAUAAAAUAGAAGAAGAAGAAGAAGAAGAAGAAGCUUUUGCAGCAAAAAGUGAAUUUUUCUGUACUUCUGUAGAAUUUCUAGAUGGCAGAACGUUUGAAUUGCAUUUCUAUUAAGAUAAAUUCAUGAACUUUCGAACUUCCAACGAGUUUUUAUGUAAGUUCUCUCUGAUAUACCUUCGAACCGGUACAGAAGAAAAACCUCAAUCGGAGAGAACUCUCAAAUCAGGAAGGUUAUUACUGAACGAGAGGAUUGUGUAAUGCUAUUGAAGAUGAUAUUCUGGACAAGAUUAAAGAAAAAAAGACACUAUCUAAUUUUACGAUAUAUAAAUAGAAAUACAGCCACUAGAACAUGUAAGUAAUUAUGGCAAUUUGUCAGAGAUAUUGUUUCUAUUUAAAUAUAAAAGAAAAUGCCAGAGUCGGAGAUUAUUGCAAAAGAAAAAAUACUUAUAUUAAAGAAAAAAAUAAAUAAAUAUUAUAAAAAAAAUAUUAAGGAAAAUUAUAAAAAAAAUUGUACAAAAUAUUCUAUAAGUGUAUAAAAAAAAAACCUACUCUUAAGUAACAAUUAAGAUAUUUCUGUCUUACAUUUAAAAAAAAAAAAAGAAAAACAACUGCUGAUAACAAGUAUAUCAAUUUGUCAUAUCAGAAAAUUUAAAAAUGAAAAAACCCAAUUGAAAUGGAAGAUAAUUUAAAGAAAAAAAACUAUAUGUGUGAAAAAGCAAGAAAUAAUUGCAUUGUAUUUAGAUAUCAUUCUUCUAAACUUUUUUGUGCAAUUCACUGCAAAAAUUCAAUGUUUAAUCCAAUUUACAAGACAAAAAAACGACGCGUAAACUAAUCAUCAUUGACAAUUCAAAUUUAAAACAAAGAAUAAAUUACUUUUUCGCGUCAGAAAAAUUGUUUGGUAUUCCUCAAACAAACUGCGAAAUGAGAAUAAUUUGCAAAGUAUACUUCAAAAAUUAAAAAAAAAAACGCUGAAUCCAAUCCACAAAUACACACA